AUGGAAGUUCGAACAACACCAAAAACAUUUGACCCGUUCAUUAUUCUGAAAGCUCGUGAUGUCAUUCGUCUGCUUGCUCGGUCAGUCCCUUUUGAACAGGCAAUCCGUGUCUUGCAAGAUGAUAUUUUCGCGGAUAUCAUCGAAAUCAAUCUGGCUAACCGAGAGCGUUUCAUCAAACGACGUAAUCGUCUCAUCGGAUACGAGGGCGAGACGUUAAAGGCUCUUGAAUUGUCCACGAAUUCCUAUAUUGUGGUUCAAGGGAAAACAGUGUCUGCCGUUGGUCGGUACGAAGACUUGAAACAGGUUCGAAAAAUCGUUUGGGGGUGCAUCUAUGACAACGUGCAUCCGGCGUAUUCAAUCAAGCGAUUACUCAUCAUCAAGAAGCUGCAAGCUGAUCCUACAAAACAGAAUAUAUCUUGGGAUCGGUUUCUUCCAAAGUUGAAGAAGAAGGUGCUCAGUCGUCGUCGAAAGCCGCAUAAGGUAUGUCGCCUCUGA
Molecule: messenger RNA, 495 nt
Organism: Echinostoma caproni
Lineage: Eukaryota; Metazoa; Platyhelminthes; Trematoda; Plagiorchiida; Echinostomatidae
Source: the annotation of a GenBank genome assembly